Athalia rosae (coleseed sawfly) is the source of this 3376-nucleotide messenger RNA. Its product is annotated as G patch domain-containing protein 1 homolog. Gene Ontology annotation, biological process: mRNA processing. The transcript is spliced from 4 exons. NCBI's taxonomy places the organism in Eukaryota, Metazoa, Arthropoda, Insecta, Hymenoptera, Athaliidae. The record is from RefSeq and is a predicted model, not a curated record. Gene Ontology annotation, molecular function: RNA binding. The coding region runs from base 76 to 3297 and encodes 1073 amino acids. Gene Ontology annotation, cellular component: nucleus.
AGUGGUGUAAUGCGUUGCAUGGUAUACCGUGAGUUUCUUUAGAGCUCGAUGUUGAUUGAUUAAAUAAAUACUCACAUGAUGGCUGAGUCAGAUGAUGAGCAUUACGUUAAAUUCGGGACAGCACUAGAUCCCUUGGACGAAGAUAAUUUACCCCGGAAAAAACCGGUAACCAUUGAAGAUCAAUAUGCCUGUGAUGAGCAAGGAAGGCGCAGGUUUCAUGGUGCAUUUACAGGAGGAUUUUCUGCUGGUUAUUUCAAUUCUGUUGGUACUCGCGAUGGCUGGAGACCUCAGCAAUUUAAAUCUUCGCGAAGCAGUAAAGCUGAGAGCAGAGCACAGAGACCGCAAGACUUCAUGGAUGAUGAGGAUAUGGGAGAGUUUGGGAUUGCGCCAACUGCCAUCCGAGCAACUGCAGAUUAUACUGAUCAUGAAAAAAAAGGAGCCAAAAGAGAAAGGGCCAAAUAUGUCGGGGAUGGACCUAUACCUGGAACUCCAGUUUUGCGGGAACUUUUAAAGCCUGUGAGAGACACGGUUGGAAUUAAAUUGCUGAAACAAAUGGGUUGGAAGCCUGGCCAAGGUGUUGGGCCUCGUCUCUCAAAAAAAGAAAAGUCCAAGGUUAAACAACAAAAUGAUAAAAUGAAGGUGUAUGGCUGCCCAUUGCCACCUCAACAUGAAGAAGCUAUGGAAACCGAUUCUGCCGAAUCAGAUAACGAGGAUAGCGAAAUUACUUUUGCCCCUGAUGAUUAUGAACCAUUCAGGUGCAACCCAAAGGAUAAUUUCUUCGGAAUCGGCUACAGCGGAUUGGACAAAAGACCAAUACUUUCACACCAUGUUACCUUGUUUGAACCAGCAGCAUUUAAACUGCAGGAGAAAAAUAAGAAGCUUUCAAUUCGUGGACAGGCGUUCGGGGUGGGUGCUUUCGAAGCAGAAGACGAAGAUAUUUACUCAAGGGAUGAUAUGUCCCAAUACGAUUUUAGUCUAGAACCAAAAGCUGUACAUAAGUCCAGAUGGUCCAAUGAAAAGCCUGGAACAUCUCAGAAUAAGUGUAUAGAAGGUUUUGUAGCAGCAAAGAAACAGGUGGAAUCUAGAAAUAUUUUCAAACCCCCAGAAUUACCAAAAGGUUUUGAACCUGUUCACAUAAUUAGAAAAAGUAGAUUUGAACCAACUGCUGAAUCAACGAGUCUUGAGAUUGCGAAACGAAAAGGGCUUGCUAGGCAUGACCUAAGGGCGGAAGACAGGGCACGAAUAAUCAAUGAUCCGAACCCUAUUGCAAUGAUUUUAUCCAACCAUAGCAAAACAGAGUCUACAAAUAUCAAAAAACCUGUUGGGGAUAGCCGUUUGAAGUCCAUUCUGCCUGCUCCAGAUGUUUCAAAUAGUGAAAGUGAUGCGAUUAUCCAAUCACCUUCUAAAAAACCUUCUAUCAUAUCGAACAUUAUUACGAAAACAUUGAAUUUGCAUGGUAGAGAACGGACAGCUAAAAACCAAGAAACGUCAUUAAUUGAUUCCAGUCACACUGAUGUUUUAAAAGCUCCGAAACAUUCUUGGCUUGAAAAAUUAAGCGCCAAAAGUUUUGUUAAAGGCGGUGUAGAGAAUUUAAGUUUAACUGAAAAAGCGGAUAACAAUUCCACAGAAGAUGUUUCAAUUAAAACAUCAAAUCCUGAUAGUUCAAAAAUCCUUACAACCAAGGUCCCACAUGCAGAAUUGGAAGUACCUCAUGAUGAUUCUGGAGAUGCAACCUUCAGACCAUUCAUUGCAAAUCCAGACAAACAGAAGCGAUAUGAACAGUUUUUGGCAUUUUCAAAAUCAGGUGAUAAAAGUAAACUCAAAAGUAUACAACCCUUGUCAAUGACCGAGUGGGAACAAGACCACGAAAGGGUAGAAUUUGAACAAGCUGCAAGGCUCUAUAAACCUUUAACAGGAAGUAUGGGCGAUAGAUUUGUUAGUGGAAAGAACCAGGAUGAUUUACACCCAUUAAGCGUUGUAGAAAAAACUCCAGAUGCUGACUUUCAACUCAGAGAUGCUGCUACAAAAAAAAUGUUUGGCAAAUUGACACGACAAAAGUUUGAAUGGCAGCCAGCUAGUAUUUUAUGCAAAAGAUUUAACAUUGCUGAGCCCAGAACUGGCUGUGCACAACCAGAAACAGACAAAAAAACUAAAUUUUCUGUAUUUGAUUACCUUGAAGAAUCGGUUCAUAAUAGUUCUACAUUCCAAAGUGCAACUGAUGUCGCUGUGAGGAUAAAAUCAGAGAAUUUGAAUGGUACAGCAGUUCAAGAAGGGCUAUUAAAAGGGUCCUCCCACCCCCACAAAUCUUUGAGUAAUCAACUAACUGGUACAUCCGCUAUGCUUUUGUGCGACAAUGCUGACAAAGAUAAAGUUUCAGCAAAGGAACGUAACUUUGAAGUGAAGUAUGAGAGGAUUUUUGGGAAAAAUGUCAAUGUCUUGGAAAUACCUGUAACUGCUGAAGUGAACAGUAACACUAUUCCAUCAAAAAGUGGUUCUGAAGCCAUCGACAAUGUUUUGCAUGUAAAAGGAACGGUAGACAAUAACAAAAAAUUCAUUGAAUCCUCUAUAAACUCUGAGCAUGGUGAAAGCUUACCAGGUCCUUAUAGCACAUCGACCGAUCAGGUGGAUUCAAACAAGACUGUUGCAAAUAAAAUUGAUGAGAAAAAAGAUCUCUUCAAGGCAAUAUUCUUGAGCAGUAGCGAAGAUUCUGAUUCUGAGAGGGAAGAUGAAGUGGAUGAUGAGAAGUUGAAGUCAGUUUUAAUUGGUCAGAACCCAGGCGCGUUAAACACACAAAGAAAUACUUCGCCACCACGUGGAAUUUUUGCUAAUUUAGAUUUGGACAGCUUGAACCAAGUAGCUAUGACAAAUAACAAAAUCAAUUUCAUUGAAACGAAAAAUUCCAAUCCAAAUGGUGAUACAUCAAAAACUGCUGCUCCAAGCCAAAGUAAGGAUGGCUCGGAUAAUACAAGUGACUCUCAAAGCCAAUCAUCAGUCAAAGCUCAAAGAUUAUUUGGGCUAGAAGCCGACCCUGAUUUGGAAAUAUUGCCUAAUAUGUAUGGUCCAGUACUUCCGACAAAAACACAAAAAACUAUUGAGAAUGUACCAUCGGAUACGGGUCAGCAAGCACAAACUCAAAAACCUGUCUUCAAAAGUAUUGUAGUUCCGGUCACACACCCGAUUCCUCCUAUGCAGGGUGAAUGGGUCGAAAAGAAAAAAGAGAAAAAAACUAAAAAGGAAAAGAAAAAACACAAACAUAAAGAUCACAAAAAACACAAACACAAAAAACACAGGCGAUGAUAUUCACGCACUUUGAAUGAAUGUCCAAAUUAUUCUGUUAUAUUUAUUUCCGUUGAAUAAAUUGACUCACACCACAAAA